AUGUUCCGAGUUAUAUCAAAGCAGUUAAAGCAAGUGUCAAAAGAUGUGUGCUCACAGCGAGCAAAAGCCACAGUGGCAGCUGCUAGUGGCUUGCCAGAGAUGCCGCCAUGUGAGGUUAAACCAACGAAACACGAGGGACCAAAUCUUAACGAUGUGAUGAAAAUAAGAAAAAACAAUCUCUCCCCUGCCCUGUUCACCUUCUAUAAAGAACCCGUCUAUGUGCACCAAGGCUACAUGCAGUACCUCUGGGACACCAGCGGCAAACGUUACAUCGACUUGUUCGCUGGCAUUGUCACAGUUAGUGUUGGACAUUGUCAUCCCACGGUGGUAGCGGCCGCAGAAAAGCAGAUGAAAAAACUCUGGCACACGACCAACAUUUAUUUGCAUCCCAAGAUUCAUGAGUACACAGAGAAACUCGUCUCUAAACUGCCAGGAAAUUUAAAGGUCGUUUACCUUACAAAUUCUGGCUCUGAGGCCAAUGACCUUGCUGUAUUAAUGGCAAGGAUGUACACUGGCGUCUAUGACUGUAUUUCACUGAGGAAUGGUUACCAUGGUGCCAGCCCCUAUUUGAUGGGAGUUACUGCCCUUUCAACGUGGAGGUACAACAGCCCAACUGGAUUUGGGUUUCAGCAGGCCAUGAACCCUGACCCCUACAGGGGUCCAUGGGGAGGAAAACACUGCAGGGAUUCACCUGGACAGCCCCAGCGCCCAUGUGACUGUCCACAAGGUCAGUGCCAGGCCUGUGACAACUAUGUUGACCAGUUGGAGGACGUCUUGAGGUUCUCCAUGCCCAAAGGUCGUGUGGGUGCUUUUAUAGCGGAGGCCAUUCAGGGUGUGGGUGGAUCUGUGCAGUUACCUGAUGGCUACUUGAAGAAAGCUUACGAGAAAAUCAGGGCCAAUGGCGGUGUUUGUAUUGCUGAUGAGGUGCAAACAGGAUUUGGACGUCUUGGAUCCCACUAUUGGGGAUUUGAAAGUCAAGGAGUUACGCCAGAUAUUGUGACAAUGGCCAAGGGAAUAGGUAAUGGCUUCCCCAUGGGUGCUGUGGUCACUACACCAGAGAUUGCAGCCACCAUGGGCAAGGCUCUACAUUUCAACACGUUUGGAGGGAACCCCAUAGCCUCAGCUGUUGGAUCAGCUGUCCUGGAUGUGAUUGAUAAAGAAAAAACUCAAGCUCUGUGUGCUGACAUUGGAACUUAUUUCCUGAAUGAACUGGACAAGCUGAGGUCAGAGUUCGAGGUCGUGGGUGAUGUAAGGGGCAAAGGUCUCAUGAUUGGCGUGGAGCUGGUGAAAGAUAAAGCCUCUAGAACACCUCUACCUGCUGAUGAAGUGGCCUCAAUUUGGGAGGACACAAAGAACAUGGGUGUCUUGAUUGGCAAGGGUGGUCUCCAUGGAAACUGUUUCCGCAUCAAGCCGCCCAUGUGCCUUAACAAAGGAGACGUGGACUACAGUCUCGCUGUCAUUAGAGCAGCUCUUAAAAAACACGCCAGCAAGAAAUAAUUAGUCAGAUGUAAACUUAAAGAAGCCAUCAAACUGUAUGAAAUUACUGAUAACUUUUCUGUUGAUAUUCAGCUGUACCACAUGUUCAAAUUUUUAUUUUUACACCAGGAUUUAAAGUACAAUUGUAUUACUUUUUAAAGACAAAAUAACUAAUCUAAAAAUACAAUGUGUGCAUAGGUUGUAGUCUUUCAAAAGUUUUCAUUUGUACACUUUUUAAAUUAAAUUACAUUGUUGGUUGAGCAGUUUU
Molecule: messenger RNA, 1744 nt
Organism: Physella acuta
Lineage: Eukaryota; Metazoa; Mollusca; Gastropoda; Physidae
Product: alanine--glyoxylate aminotransferase 2, mitochondrial-like
Biological process (GO): glyoxylate catabolic process
Cellular component (GO): mitochondrion
Molecular function (GO): pyridoxal phosphate binding; L-alanine:glyoxylate transaminase activity
Source: RefSeq, a predicted model, not a curated record